AUGGACACUAUUCGGAUGAUCAAGCAAUACGGUAUUAGCUCUGCUCAGCGCACGAUUCUAGCUCAUAUCUCGGCACUGUUACAGCAAAAUUGGACAGUUGAUCUUCAACAUGUUAAUCGUGAAAGGAACAAGGUGGCGGAUGCUAUGACUAAGGUUGCUCGACAACAGGAUUUGGAACUUACUUGGUUCUUGAAUCCUCCUACUGUGAUUCGGUCUCUAUUGCCAAGAGGAGAAGCGCACCUCGAGCUGUUUCCGACCCCGGAGCCAACCCCCGCGAAAGACCCAGACAAGAGGAAGAAGAAGAAGAAGAAUCAAAGCAGCAAGUUCAAGCGCAAAAAGGAAGGACCCAAAGACCCCAAUAAUGGCUACAAAAAGUGGAUUAGAAAACACCCGCUUAGAGUUCCUGGCAUGAGGCCUGGUGAAAGCUGCUAUAUAUGCAAAGCCAAUGAUCAUAUUGCCAAGCUUUGCCCUCAAAAAGCUCAAUGGGAGAAGCAUAUGAUAUGUUUGCACUGUCGUCAACGUGGACAUUGUCUGAAGAACUGCCCUGAUGUAAUGGAUAAAAAGACGUGUUACAACUGUGGAGAAACCGGACAUUCGCUUUCGAAAUGUCCUCAACCUCUUCAAGAUGGGGGGACUAAGUUUGCCCAAUGUUUUGUCUGUAAGGAAAUUGGACAUUUGAGCAAAAACUGCCCCAAAAACACUCAUGGAAUCUAUCCGAAGGGCGGUUGUUGCAAAAUAUGUGGCGGUGUAACCCAUUUGGCCAAAGAUUGUCCCGAUAAAGGCAAAAGAGCAUUUUCUGCAGCUAAUGGAGAAGACACAUGUAAGAUUUUUAACUACCAAUCUUGGGGAUUUAUCCCAAACGUUCUGCUGUUUGUUUGGAAUAAUUCAUGUAACUGUAACCUAAAUUUACCUCGAAUGAAACCCGCUGUUCUUUUACAAGUGUUGUAUCAAUUAGUGAACUUCUCUAAGUACUCAGUACCCCAAGAUAAGUUAUUGCUGUUUGAGGACAAGAUGGUUAUGCAAGUGACGAAAUUUGUCAGCGGAGACGAACUCGAGGACGACUUUGUAACACAGCAGUCAACAAACAAUGCUUCUGAUGCUAAGAUAAAUUCUGAAAAACAACAAGGGCCUGAAUAUUUGGAUUUUCCCCUUACACCAGCACUGGUUAUUGUAUUUCUAUGUUUGGUCCUGCUUGGAAUAGCAUUGGGAAUUUUGCUUUUUCCCCUCAAUUCAUUGCUUAACAUAGAGUUGAAUGAAUUCUUUCAAGAGUAG
Molecule: messenger RNA, 1272 nt
Organism: Hibiscus syriacus
Lineage: Eukaryota; Viridiplantae; Streptophyta; Magnoliopsida; Malvales; Malvaceae
Exons: 7
Coding region: 1-1272 (423 amino acids)
Molecular function (GO): nucleic acid binding; RNA-DNA hybrid ribonuclease activity; zinc ion binding
Source: RefSeq, a predicted model, not a curated record